AGUUUAGGCCCGACACGGCCCAUAAAUUAUUCGUGCUCGUACCUGACUGACCCAUUUGUUUCGUGCCCGUGCUCGUGCCGUGAAGUGCUAACCCGUGUGCGGCACGGCCUGGUGCCUACGUACAGGCUAGCCGCCAUUCAUCUUCCUUUCGGAAGGGUUUAGAAAACGUACUAUGAUCCAUUCAUCGACUAACAAGUGUUCAAACUCGACUCUUCUUCCAUUUAACAAUAAACCAACAAUAGCAACAAAAGUCGAUUCUGAACUCUCCUCGCCUCUCUGGUUCUCUGAAUCCUUCUUCUCGCUACACAAUAAGUAAUGUUACAACCAAUGAAUCCCAAACCAAUAUUCCACAAACAAAUCAAAAGACAGUACCAAAAAGAAAGAAAUGGGAGCUGACAGAGGAAGCACUAAAAGAAGAAGCAUCCUGAUGCUGCCAUGGCUAGCACACGGCCACAUUUCUCCAUUCUUCGAGCUAGCUAAGCGGUUAACUGAUCACUACAGCUUCCACAUCUACUUGUGUUCAACUCCAGUCAAUCUCGACCACCUCAGGAACACCCUGCCUCCAUUCAUCCAAUUGGUCGACCUCCACCUCCCAUCUUCCUUCGACAAAACCCUACCUCCCAAUUCCCACACCACCAAAAACCUCCCUCCCCAUCUAAUGCCGACACUCAAAUCCGCUUUCGACCAGUCCGAACCGGCCUUCUCCCAAAUCCUCAACUCUCUUCGACCAGACCUCCUCAUCUACGACUUCCUCAUGCCAUGGGCCCCUCGAGCCGCCGCGAGAGAGCUCGGAAUCAAGUCCGUGGUGUUUAUCACCGGAGGCGCAGCCUGUCACUCGUUCGUUACUCAUUACAUCGCUCACCCGCCGGAAACCCAGUUCCCCUUCCCAAAUUUAGACAUCGUUUCUUCAGGGGAAGGGCAAAAAACGGUUGAAUUCCUGGAGAGUGGUGAUGAUCAGGGUAGGUUGAGCAAUAAAGAUCGUUACUUUCAGUGCUUGAAGAGCUCCUCUGAGAUUGUUCUGAUCAAGACGUUCAGGGAGAUUGAAGGGAAGUACGCGGAUUACUUCUCUAAACUGUUGGGGAAAGAGGUGGUCACCGUUGGCGGGCUUGUAAGAGAACCAGAAGCGAAAACAGGGGACUCUGACAUCAUCAACUGGCUGGACCAGAGAGAUCAUUCUUCUCCUCCAGUUGUAUUUGUGUCGUUUGGGAGCGAGUAUUUCCUUUCCAUGGAAGAGAUGGUGGAGGUAGCAAAAGGGCUGGAGAGGAACAAAGAUUUGAACUUUAUUUGGGUUGUGAGGUUUCCUGAAGGGGCAGAGCAAGAGAAAAACUUGUUGUUACCAGAAGGGUUUAUGGAGAGAGUUGAAGGGAGGGGAUUGGUGGUGGAAGGAUGGGCGCCACAGGCGAAGAUUCUACAACAUGAGAGGGUUGCAGGGUUUGUGAGCCAUUGUGGGUGGAGUUCUGUGUUGGAAGGUAUUGUCUAUGGCGUGCCAAUUGUGGCCAUGCCGAUGCAGCUUGACCAGCCGUGGGAUGCUAAGUUGGUGGAGGAGAUUGGGGUGGGGAAGGAGGUGAGGAGAAGGAAGAGUGACGGGGGGAUUGAUGGAGAGGAGAUGGGGAAGGUGAUUGAUGAAGUGCUGAGGAAUGAGGAAAUGAAAGGAAGGGUGAGAGAGUUGAGUGAGAAGUUGCAGGGGAAAGGAGAUGCUGAGCUUGUUGCAGCUGCAGAUAGGUUAUGGAGUCUCAUUGAAGGUGUGUAGGAGACUGGGGGGGGGGGGGGGGGGGGGGGCGUUUAAACUACAUCACUUAAAAUCCUGGUACAACAUUGUCAUUAUUCAGAGGUUAAAUCCUGGUACAACUACAUCACUUAAAAUUUAGGAGAAACAACAUUGUCAUUAUUCAGCUAUUAAACUAGCAAGAUUUAUUAGAUGAUCGACUUAAUUGUUAGUCAUGAAAAUAUCAAGUAAUGAUAUGUAAGAUAAAUCGUGGGAUACAUU
Molecule: messenger RNA, 1987 nt
Organism: Linum trigynum
Lineage: Eukaryota; Viridiplantae; Streptophyta; Magnoliopsida; Malpighiales; Linaceae
Source: the annotation of a GenBank genome assembly